AUGACACGAGUGGAUGGAGGAGGCUGUGAUGAUGGACAGGUGAGCAUGGCAAACCCCGUGGGCGUUUGUUUGCGUGACUUUUCGGAGAAGUGUGCACGCGUGUGCGAAGCCUGUCUAGCUCAGUUGGUAGAGCGCAAGACUCUUAAUCUUGUGGUCGUGGGUUCGAGCCCCACGGUGGGCGACUACCAAUGA
Molecule: messenger RNA, 192 nt
Organism: Peronospora matthiolae
Lineage: Eukaryota; Oomycota; Peronosporomycetes; Peronosporales; Peronosporaceae
Source: the annotation of a GenBank genome assembly